This is a messenger RNA of Dendrobium catenatum, 1068 nucleotides long. Its product is annotated as auxin-binding protein 4. Bases 140 to 706 code for a protein of 188 amino acids. NCBI's taxonomy places the organism in Eukaryota, Viridiplantae, Streptophyta, Magnoliopsida, Asparagales, Orchidaceae. The transcript has 6 exons. Gene Ontology annotation, molecular function: auxin binding. The record is from RefSeq and is a predicted model, not a curated record.
GUUCCUCUGCGUGCGUCCGGUCGGACGAAGUAAUAAUUGUUCGAAUUUUGUACGCAGGAGAGCGCUUCGUCAGUCCUCUCGCAGCCAAAAUCCCGUCCUUAGGAACCGGCCGCCUCCUGCGAUCAUAACCUACAUUCAAAUGGACUGCGCUAGCCGGCUACUUGCUUUGCUACUCCUCUUCCGCUUUUCAAUAUUUUGCGAGGCUUUCUAUCACAGCCCGAAUGAAGGUUCUUUGGUGGUUAGAAACAUAAGUAAGAUGCCCGAAAGCAACUUUGGAAGAGAAGGUUUUUCACACAUUACAAUUGCCGGAGCUGUCCUACAUGGAAUGAAAGAGGUUGAACUUUGGCUUCAAACAUUUACUCCAGGAUCUCGAACACCAAUCCAUAGGCACUCAUGUGAAGAAGUAUUUGUCGUUUUAAAAGGUAGAGGUACUCUUAUGCUUGCCUCAAGCUCUCAUAAGUACCCGGGGACACCUCAAGAGUACCCUAUCUAUGCGAACAGCACAUUUGCCAUCCCUGUGAAUGAUCCCCAUCAGAUUUGGAAUAAUGAUGAGCAUGAGGAUCUUCAAAUGCUAGUUGUGAUAUCUCGUCCACCUGUGAAAGUGUUCAUUUAUAAUGAUUGGAGCAUGCCACACACUGCAGCCAGGCUCAAGUUUCCUUUCUACUGGGACCAGGAAGUUUUGCAUGAACCCAAGGAUGAGCUCUGAUAUCAGUUUACAAAAUAGUUCAUUUAUGAUGAUUGGAACAUGCCACAUACUGCAACCAAGCUGAAAUUUCCAAUAUUCGGUGUCUUUGAAUCUUUCCAGGAGUUGAAAGAUGAGCUCUGAUAUAUUCCAUUCAUCAAAUCUGCCUGCUUCCUAAUUUGUUUGCCUUGUAAAAGUUCUAGAUCUGUUAUGGUAUGUGUGCUAUGUGGAUGAUGAGCUGCAGUGUAAUACUAUGCCUGAAAUCUAAUUGCACUUCUUGAUACUAAGAAGUCAUUAGUGAUCCACUUCUCUGCUUCUUAUGUAAUCUUUUACUUUUAAUGUGUCCAAUUAACGUUUGCAAAACAUUUUUUUUUUUUUCUGGCAAA